AUGCGCGAUUCGGAUAUCCACUUACAGCGUCCCACUCACAGCGUCCCACUCACAGCGUCCCACUCACAGUUCAUCGCUUCCAUGACACCAUCGCCUGUUUCUGCAGCUGGUGAGACAUCCUGGCACACUUGCCGCUUGACAGACGCGCCACAAAGCUCGACAUGGCCAGAUGGCUAUCAUGUGCGAUGGAGAGAGAUUGCCAUGGGACAGAUGGGAGAUUGGCAGAGCAUGCAGAGCAUGCAGAGCAGAACAGAGCCAGUGCAGUUCCCAGCAUCGCACACUACACCCAGUGGAAGAAGCAUGGGCAGUCUGCGCCACGUUGGUGACGAGCAGGCCGACUGUAGGACGAAAUGGGCAAGGAGCGGCUUCCUAGUAGCAGUACCGGUACCCUCCUUGCUCAUUUCUCUGGUCGGGGGGGUUCCAGGCCGCAGUGAAGCAGCAAGCGUCCAAGGGUGCAACCACUACCCCAUCUAUUUUCAACCCACCACCCGCCCCCGUCUUCUGCGCCCUCGUCCCCACGACCGCAGUCGAGCACAGCUUCUCUUCUGGACUCCUGUGUUCUCGUCCAUGUUCGCCUCACUCCUGCGGUCCAAGAAGAGCCAGCCAUCGGAAAGCACGCCUCUGCUUGCGGCCCUCAACAGAUAUCGCAGUCGCCAACAUGGAGAGCCCUCUGAGCCAGACGAGUCGCCAGGACUAGAUCAGUACGAGGACGAGGACGACGAGGAGAAUUUUGACCGCCGCCGCCACGAUGGACCUCUGCUUCCAGUCUUCUCAUCUGAACUUCUCGGUACACUCACAAAGCACUCCUGGACUACCCACACUCAGCUAACGCACUGUACAGACCGACUGCCCAUCUACAGCACAACCCACGCCAUCCGCAUAGUACUCGUGCAGCGAUGCGAGACGACGCUCUCAUGGGACCAAUUACGGUCGCCCCAGGUCUCCCAGUUCCUCGUCAAGCCAAUUCAGCAGCAGAUUCGCUCAGACCAUUUCUCGCGUGGCGCUCUCUACUGCCUGCUCGCAAACUGCCUGCAGUUCAGGAAGGAGGCCGAGGAGAAUCCUGGGAAUAUGGGCGUGAGCAAGACAAGAGCACUCAUCUGUGAGCUGCUGGCUAUGCGCCUGCUGAAGGAGUUUUCGACACGGGAAAUGAUCGAUGCGCUCUCCUACGACUUCGAUCCACUGCAGGGUCUGCAGGCGCAGAGCAGGAGCAACAACACCCCCAACUGGGCGCGGCCAGCACUCCGCUCUGCGCGCAUCUCGACGCUCGAAAUUGCCAUCCGCGCCCAGGCAAAGAAGUUUCUCGCCCACCCACUGGUCGUCCGUCAAUUGGAAGCCAUCUGGGCAGGAACCAUUGUCUUCCACUCCGCCGCGGACAACCUCCAUCGCAAACCCGACUCUCCUCAAGGACGCGGUUAUGAUGCCUUCGACAACAACAGGUCUCCCAGGGCGGGACCGUCCCGUCGUCUCUCGCCCACGAAAUCGCCAGCUCCACUUCCGCCUACCGCACUGCUCAGAAGAACCGUCACGCUCUACGACCCCCAUGACGCCUCGCUGUUCAAGCUGUCGCGUUUACGUGUACCCAGAUACCGCAAUCUCUUCUCGACCCUGUCUUACGGCAUCAUGCUGGGCCUGUUCUUGGCCGUGCUUGCAGAAAAGUCUGAUGAUAUCACCGGCUUGGAAGUCCUGUUCUGGUUCUGGAGUGCAGGCUACAUGUUGGACGAGGUCGUGGGCUUCUCGGAGCAGGGCUUUGGGCUCUACAUUAUGAGUGUUUGGAAUGCCUUUGACCUAGGCAUCCUCCUCAUGUUCAUGGCCUAUUAUAUCCUGCGCCUAUACGGCAUCCUUAUGCCUGACGUGAGUCGACACCGAGUUGCGGCCAUGGCGUAUGAUGUCCUCGGUUCAACCGCUGUCCUGCUUUUCCCGCGCCUUUUCUCGGCUCUGGAUCACUACCGCUACUUCUCUCAGCUGCUCAUCGCAUUCAAGAUGAUGGCGAUGGACCUCGUGGCGAUCCUCGUAUUGAUCGUCAUCAGCUGCAGUGGUUUCUUCGUUGCAUUCAGUCUUGCGUUCAAGAGAGAUCUUGGCGCAUCAGAUGCCGCCUACGCCAUCUUCCAGCUAGUCAUGGGUUUCACGCCAGCUGCGUGGGACCUGUGGCCGGAGAUGAACAUUCUUGGAAAGAGUUUGCUUGCACUGUUCCUGUUCAUCUGUCACUUCCUCAUCGUCACCAUCCUCGUCACAGUACUGACUAACUCCUUUAUGGCCGUUGUCAAGAAUGCCGAGGAGGAGCACCAAUUUCUGUUUGCUGUCAAUACGAUCUCGAUGGUCAAAUCGGACGCGCUAUUUUCAUAUAUUGCUCCGACGAACAUUAUCGGGUGGCUUCUCAUCCCACUCAAGUACACGAUGUCAUUCAAGAAAUUCCUGCGCAUGAACCGCCUUGUCAUCAAGCUGACACAUAUUCCCAUCCUGUUCAUCAUCUUCGUUUACGAACGCGUGCUACUUUCGCAUCUUGCCUACGGACCGACUGACCUAGUCGAAAGGAGAGGUCGCUCCGAUGACAAGUCCCCUAUUCCAGCGUUCAGCAUUCGUGGGCCAGUGGAUUUGUUCAGUCCCCGGCUGCGAGAGCCCUCGGUGACCACAUUCCACAAAGAUCGCGCACUCGAAGAGGUCUUUCGUCGGCCGUAUCGUGACGCGAGCAUACGAACGCCAUCACAACAGUACCCUACCGGCCGGAGGAAUUCCGGGGAUGUGGUGGCAGACUGGAUGAAGAGAAUGGGUGAUGAUGAUGAAAACGAGCCACCGCAAGAUGACUCUCGAUCAGUCCUAGACCGACUCGAGGGGCGCAAGCGUCCCUAUCUGCGGCGUAGCAAGACAUCCGGGCUUUCCAGGCGCAAGCACCCUCUUGCAAACCGGACUGUAGUAUCAGACCCUGAUGAGAACUUUAUAACCUCUUUUACUCGACCUAUCGCCGAGGAGGAAGAGCCUGACCUGAGCAUGGAGAUUCCUCAGCAAACUGACGCUGAUGGAGACGACGAGGAUGAUCAUGCAAGCACAGAUCAUAGAAGCACUCCAACAGGCGACAUCUUGGUAGCCAAGGAGAACAAAAGGCCUCAGACUGGAUAUCAGUCUUCAGAUGAUGAUUUGUUCCGCACUCCAAUGACGGCCAUUCCCAAGUCACGAGCAUCCCCGCCUCGCGUUGUGGGCUCCCCAUCCCAGUCCAGCCUCAAGGGAGUUGUGCCUAUUUCACAAAACAAAAAGGUCCUGCGGACUAAAACGGGCCAUGCUCGCAACGCUUCAAGCAGCACUGUGCUGUUCAGUCCAACCAAAGACAGCAUGAACUCAUCACGGCCAACGUCUCCCGAGAAGCGCCCGAAGACGGGUACACGCAGUGGCACAGCGACGGGCACAGCAACACCACGCUUUGAUGGAGCCAUCAUGAGCGGUGUUCGGACGCCGAAGCGCGGCCCUGGUCCUCCAGCUGCUGCAUCGCGCCCCCGCACCAUCAUGCCACCACGAGAUUCUGGGCGUCAAGUACCCAACAUGGCAACGUUCCUGGCACUCAAUCAGAGAGAUCGAGCACCCUCUUUCAACGCCGUGGCUCUGGAUCUGGCAUCGGAUCUUGGGGAUAACAAUCUCAAUCCGAACUUUGGGAACCUGGAUGCAUUGGCCUUGCCCGCCUCCUUUACCACGCAGUUUGAAAUGGCGGCACGGAUGAAGAAGGCGCGCGAACAGCAAAAAGGCAGCGAUGUUGAUUCUGAUUCGAACCGCAUGAGCCGGAUUAUGCUGGCCAGGAUGACGACGCUCGAGGAAGGGUUUCGCGACAUGCUUCAGGAGGUCAAGGGGCUCAAGACGGGCGAGAGUCAGAUGGGAAGUCGUGGAAGUCCGACUCCUCCGAAUGAGCUGGCGAAGCGAAAAGGCAAAGCGAAGAAACGGCCCAGUAAGCGCAACAGCGGAGAUGAGCGGUUGGGAUCGAGUCUUUGA
Messenger RNA from Plenodomus lingam JN3, 3972 nucleotides. The record is from RefSeq and is a predicted model, not a curated record. NCBI's taxonomy places the organism in Eukaryota, Fungi, Ascomycota, Dothideomycetes, Pleosporales, Leptosphaeriaceae.